UGGCAGAAAAUCGUUCUUUCGAAAUCUUUACUUGCGGCUAAAUUGCAACUGCUUGCACAAGAGAUUUAGUCAUAUCUUCCAAAAAUGACUUGGUAUUUAGCGUUCGUAAUUUCCCUAUGUAUUGUCUUUGCAUCGRCUGAGGCUUCUCMAUUCCGCYUKUGGCCUAAAUCACACUUAGAAUCAGCCGUCGAAGAUCGGUUGGCUGUUAUUGACAACAAAAUUCACGACAGCUCUACAUUAGUUUUUCAUGCCAAGGACGGGAAAUUAAGGUUCAAGUAUUCGGAAAAGAACGAUUGGUCGGACUGGUCUGUUAUUGGUUCUCCUGAUGGCCAGGAAAUUAUUUCAAACCCAGCAGCUAUACACGAUUCCAGCAAUGUAACUAUUGUAUUCUGYCUUUGUGGUGAUGGCCAAGUGUAUUACGUGCAGCAAAAUAAACAGAAGCCAACCGUGUUUGGACAAUGGACAAAAAUACCAUCUACAUUACCAAAAGACCAAUUAGCUGUUUCMCUCAUUGGCAAAGACAAUGUSAAGUCUCUAAUAUACCAGGGCAAAGUGUCWGUAUUUGCCAGAACCCUUGCAAAAUCUUCAAGGCUGUACUGGACMCAAGAGAUUGGUGGCAAGUGGUCCAAUUGGUCUUUGAUUGGUGGAUCAUCUGUCAGUCUUAKAACUGAUGUGUCUGUUGUUUUUAAUGAAUUCUCUAAAUAUUUGGAGGCAUUUGCAGUAAUGGAGGAUAAGCAUUUGUACAGAACKUGGCAAACAAGUCCAAGUAAAUGGGURUCAUGGGACAAGACUGGAUACAGUGCACCAACAUCAGUUCAUGCCCCAGUUGCRCACUCCAUGUCAAKCAACUUCUUCAAUGGCAAAAUCAAUGUGUUUGUAUUUGGUGAGGAUGGUCAUCUACAUCAUAUAUGGCAGACAACAUGUGACAAGGUUCCCAAUCCAUGGGGCUGGUGCACAUGGAGCUUGUGGUAUAAAAUUGGCGAUGCUAUUCCAAAGACAGUUGAUUCUGCUAAUMCAUUGAGUAUUGGUGCAAAUAUCCAUCAUGGGAUUGAGGUGUUUACUGUCAGUAGUGAUGGAGGGCUGUGGCAUCUCUGGCAGCUUGAUCGAGGYGGUGACUGGAGUUCCUGGGAUUACGUUGGACGUCCCAAGUCUGGUCCCAUUGCAAGUCAUCCUGCAGUCAUUAAUGAUAAUAAAGGCUGGUGGGCUGCGUAUGCUCUUGGAUUUGAAGAUCAAAUAGAAACCAUUGAACAAAACAGAUCAAUGAUCCUGUCACCAGCUGAAGCACCGUCUGGUAAACCAAUCACAGUGUCAUGGUUGGUACCUGUAGAUGAGGCAACUGCCAUGGAUUGGAUAGGUGUUUAUCCUGUUGAUUCUGACAAUUCCAAAUAUGUAGACUUUUAUUAUGUUGGAGGUGGACAAAACCCUGGAGAAAAGGCUCUAGCUAAAGGCUCAUUGACAUUUACAUCAUUUUUACCAAAAGGACACUAUGAAUAUCGAUAUCUGGUGAACAAAAAAUACUUUGAUGCAAUGCAGACUCCCUUCACUGUAACUGCAGGUCCUACUGACAAGGAGUGGGUACAAGUUUACAAAGGACUUGCUGCAGGUUUAGGCAAGUAUAAUAUCAGUUUUGAGACAUGUGCAGAGGAUGGAGAGCAGACAGUGGAAGCAUUCAAGAAAGCCUUUGAAGCAUUUGAUAACAAGGAAAUCUACCGUGGUAUGCAGUAUGUUGGUCAGGCAUUAAUAGACAUUUACAAGGCAUUCUUGGCCUGUGAAGAGACUUCAAUUGCAAAGGCUUUGGAGAAACUUGCUAAAGACUUUUUAGCUUGUACUGAAGAGAACUGUGUAAACUUUGCCAUUGAUGCCAUCAGAGAGAUUGUGAUUCUGUUCAAGAAUAUCUAYGAGAUAUAUGGUGAUGUAAAAGGAGCAAGUAAUUCAUUUAAGAUUGAAGCUUAUGAACAGGGUGGAUGGUGCAUUGGUCGUGUAGUUGCUGUAUGUAUAUCUCUACCAGGGAAAUAAGAAAUCAAAAUUAUGAAAAUCUCUCUCUUAAAAACAGAUUAUUGUCAAAAGAAAUAACAAAUAAAUAUAUUUUUUACUAAA
Exaiptasia diaphana is the source of this 2097-nucleotide messenger RNA. RefSeq lists its product as uncharacterized. The record is from RefSeq and is a predicted model, not a curated record. Bases 85 to 2016 code for a protein of 643 amino acids. NCBI's taxonomy places the organism in Eukaryota, Metazoa, Cnidaria, Anthozoa, Actiniaria, Aiptasiidae. The transcript is spliced from 11 exons.